Trichomonas vaginalis G3 is the source of this 1857-nucleotide messenger RNA. RefSeq names its product M28 Nicastrin domain-containing protein. Lineage: Eukaryota; Parabasalia; Trichomonadida; Trichomonadidae. Gene Ontology annotation, biological process: protein processing. The record is from RefSeq and is a predicted model, not a curated record. The transcript has a single exon. Gene Ontology annotation, cellular component: membrane. The coding region runs from base 1 to 1857 and encodes 618 amino acids.
AUGUUUUUCUUGUGUGCAGCAAUACAAAUCCCAACAGAUUUUAACUUUAGAAUUCAUAAUCCAGCAGGAUGGUUCGGUCCUGCUACUAAAUCUGGCGGCGAAUCAGGUUAUUCUCGACUUAUAACAAACGAACAAGAAUUAGACGAUUUACUUUCAACAAAAAGAUCAUUCCCAGAAGUCCUUGUUAUUCCAGAUUUUCUCGUAAAUAAAGGAAACCUUACAAAGAUAGAAAAACAAUAUGAUCCAAUAAAAUUUUUGCACGGAGUAAUGGUUUAUUCAUCAAAUACAUCAGAAUCAUCAACAGCUUCAGCAUUUCCAAAUAAAGCGCAAUCACCUUAUUCAGACGAUUAUAUAUGGAAUCCUUAUGGAAAUGGAGAGCAAUAUGACAAGUAUAGUUUUGUUCUAUUUUAUCCACCAAAUAAAGUUAUGCAGCAACUUCUCGAAAAAAUCAAGGCCGACAAGCAAAAAUCCGGUUUUUACAUUGAUUUUAGCAUGUUAUCUCGUGGCAACCUCAAAUACUGCCUCAGCCAUACAUAUGAUUACAAUGCUCAAUGCCAACCAGUUGGUGGACUUUCGCUUAUUGGUGGAUUUAACAAUCAAAUUGGCGGAAAAGCAGUUUGGCUUGUUUCUCAGAUGGAUGCGUUUGGCAUUGCUCCAUAUGGACAGGUCGGUGCUGACUAUUCCAUCUCAGGAUUCGUUGCUUCUCUUGCAGCUUUAGAAUCUCUUAAAAAUCUCGACUGGAAAUCAGCAAAACGUCCACUCCACUUCGGUUUCUUUGAUGCAGAAGAAAUUGGCAAUCUCGGAUCAUCAAGAUUCCUUUACGAAAUAAAGAAUUUCACAUGUGAAGAAUAUUCUGAAGGAAAAUCAUACUGCGUCAGACCAAAACGUUAUGAUUUCUUCUUCCAGAACAUAUCUUAUGAUGAUUUCUCAACAGUGCUAGAAGUUAAGUCCGUUGGUCUCUUCGAAGAUGAAGGAAAAAUUUUCGCUCAUACUCAAAAAAGUGACAACGAAAAAAUUUUUGUCCAAAAUCUCCAAAAUAGCUUCAAUAACCCUCUAAAAAUAACAUCUGCUGAUUCAUCAACACCAGGUGUCCCACCAUCAACAACUUCCUCCUUUGUUAAACAGAUUCCAAAUAUCGAACACGUUGUUUUCGCCGGCCACGACAAAACAUACGUCAACAAGGUCAUUGGAACACCAUCUGAUGACAAAUAUGACGUCGAUUAUGUUACAAAGGCAGCAACAACUGUUGCAAGAUCUUUAGCAUUUUUAUGUUUCCAGGACAAGUCCAUCGCCGAAGGAAUUGAAGCCAACAAAACACUUGUAGAAGGAAUAAUGCAAGGAUUUGUUGAUGCUCCAAACAGUUCCGACUACUUCCAUGAGUUAUUCCCUAAUGCAUCGCUUGCAACUGACCAUGUAUCCCUUUAUAGUGGUGUUUACAAUGGAUACUCAACAUCUUUCAAGCAUAUGAUCGUAGUUAAUAUGCUAAAGGACGUAAUUAGAACAGAAUUUGAUGAAUCUAACAAAUGCACCGUAGAUUCCAACUGCACUGAAGCAUACGGACAGGAUGCAUUCUGUUCUCGCCAGAAAUACUGCGAGAAAUCGCUUAUUCGUAGUUUUCCAGCAUAUUCACUUGCAUUUGAAGUCAACAAAGACGAUGAUUUUUACAUUGCAAGGAAUAAUAGCGAAUAUGAAGCGAUGGCCGAAGCGAGAUGGGCAAGCCCAGACAUUAAAUACGUAUUAUUACCAACUGUGAUGUCAGGUAGACUGUUAAUAAGUAUCGGACUUGUAUUUACGACAAUCUUGGCAUAUAUAUCAUUAACAAGAUGGAAUAGCUUGAUACUUAAGCUAAAGAAAUAA